Leptosia nina is the source of this 756-nucleotide messenger RNA. The record is from the annotation of a GenBank genome assembly. NCBI's taxonomy places the organism in Eukaryota, Metazoa, Arthropoda, Insecta, Lepidoptera, Pieridae.
AUGGCACCAAAGAAAGGUAAAGGUAAGGAGCCUCCUGCACCCGCUAAGGCGGCAGCUGUUUCUGGACCUCCACCGAAACCCAAAAAGCCCCCACCACCACCGGCUUGCUUCGGUCCUGAGGAUUUGGCGAAAUUUAAAGAACUAUUCAAGGCGUGCGACGAAGAAAAUAUUGAUAAGGUGAAAUUAGAACAAAUACCUUUCAUGUUAAGGAAGCUAGGAUUCAAUCCAAAAGGCCACGAAAUAAAAGAAUUAUUUAGGCUUUUCCUAGAAGAUGAUCUAGUUGAUACAGUGGAGUACCAUGAGUUUCUAUUUAUGAUUGAGGCCAAGAUGAAUUGGGGUGAUGACUUCGAGUUGGCUGUCACAAAAGCUAUGGCCGCUCUUUCUCAUGAUGACGAAGAAAAAGGUAUCGCCGAUUUCGAGACACUAAGAGAAGAACUCACAGUAUGGGGUGAACCUUUGAUAGAAAUAGAAUUCGUCGAUUGGAUUAAACUGGCGAUGAAGGAUAAAACUUAUAACAUGGAAGACGGCACUUUCAAUUACGUCAAGUUCAUAGAGAACAUGAACGCGAAAGAUGUCAAAUAUAUUAAAGAACCCAUUAACUUCUACAAAUUGGAUCAGAAAACAUUGGCUGCGAUGGCAUUAAAGAAGGCUCAAGAGGAGAGAGAGGAACAGGAGAAGAAAGACGCUGAGAAGAGAGCUAGAGAGGAAGCCAAGAGACAGAAGAUGAUAGCUGAUGGAUUGAUUCCUGCGGAUUAG